AUGGACACAGCGGCGCUCCGGGCUCUGCCCCGCCUGUGCGCGCUCUGGGCCGCCCUGCUGGCCCUCUUCCCCUGCGGAGGCCACGGAAACUGGAUGUGGUUGGGCAUCGCCUCUUUCGGGGUUCCGGAGAAGCUGGGCUGCGCCAACUUGCCUCUGAACAGCCGCCAGAAGGAGCUGUGCAAGAGGAAGCCGUACCUGCUCCCCAGCAUCCGCGAGGGCGCUCGGCUGGGCAUUCAGGAGUGCAGGAGCCAGUUCAGACACGAGAGGUGGAACUGCACGGUGGCCACCGCAACCACCCCGGCCCAGCUGGGCACCGGCCCGCUCUUUGGCUACGAGCUCAACAGCGGCACCAAGGAGACAGCCUUUAUUUAUGCUGUGAUGGCUGCAGGCCUUGUGCACUCUGUGACCAGGUCCUGUAGUGCAGGCAACAUGACCGAGUGCUCCUGUGACACCACCUUGCAGACUGGAGGCUCAGCCAGUGAGGGCUGGCACUGGGGGGGCUGCUCCGAUGAUGUCCAAUAUGGCAUGUGGUUCAGCAAAAAGUUCCUCGAUCUUCCCAUCAGAAAUGCCACAGGAAAAGACAGCAAAAUACUGCAAGCGAUGAACCUCCAUAAUAAUGAAGCUGGGAGACAGGCUGUGGCCAAGUUGAUGUCAGUCGAUUGCCGCUGCCACGGAGUUUCCGGCUCCUGCGCUGUGAAAACAUGCUGGAAAACGAUGUCUUCUUUUGAGAAGAUUGGCCACUUGUUAAAGGACAAAUACGAAAACAGCAUCCAAAUAUCAGACAAAACAAGGAGGAAAAUGCGCAGGAGAGAAAAAGACCAGAGGAAAAUCCCAAUCCACGAGGAUGACCUGCUCUAUGUUCAUAAAUCUCCCAACUACUGCGUGGAGGAUAAAAAACUGGGGAUUCCAGGAACACAGGGCAGAGAAUGCAACCGCACCUCGGAGGGUGCGGAUGGCUGCAACCUUCUCUGCUGCGGCCGAGGCUACAACACCCACGUGGUCAGGCACGUGGAGAGGUGCGAGUGUAAAUUUAUCUGGUGCUGCUAUGUCCGCUGCCGGAAGUGUGAAAGCAUGACUGAUGUGCACACUUGUAAAUGACCCUGCCUCCAGCC
Perognathus longimembris pacificus (Pacific pocket mouse) is the source of this 1112-nucleotide messenger RNA. RefSeq names its product Wnt family member 16 (gene Wnt16). Gene Ontology annotation, molecular function: cytokine activity; frizzled binding. The record is from RefSeq and is a predicted model, not a curated record. Gene Ontology annotation, cellular component: extracellular region. Gene Ontology annotation, biological process: multicellular organism development; neuron differentiation; canonical Wnt signaling pathway. The transcript has 4 exons. NCBI's taxonomy places the organism in Eukaryota, Metazoa, Chordata, Mammalia, Rodentia, Heteromyidae. The coding region runs from base 1 to 1098 and encodes 365 amino acids.